AUGGCAGGUGGACGUCCAUCCAAAAAGCCGAAGCUUGUGAGGCAUACGAUCAGUACCGACUCUGCAGCCGCACAUGUUCACAGGCACCAAAUAUUUGCUCUUCAACGAGACGGGGAAUUCGCCUUGCGCACAUCCUAUCUUCCAGCAAACCCACUCGCUAUCUCUGACUCGGUGGUCAAGUCUUCAGAAUCUCACAGCGAUGACACAUUCAAUCCAUGGAACAAAGUGGAAUUUGAGGCUGUACAGAAUGAGCCUACUAUCUCAGAAGAAGCGAUCAGAGGAAAACAAAUCAGACAGGAUGAACUCACUUUUUGGCUGGAAGAGCGACAUGCAUACCUCGACGAAUUCAUUCGUUUGGAGGGUAGAGGUGGGGAAAGUCAGUGCCGGUGUGGUGUGUUAUCUGCACAAUUCCGAUGUGAAGAUUGUUUCUCGGUCGAGCUGGCCUGCCGUGAUUGCAUUGUCCAGUCACACUACCAUGCGCCUCUACAUAGAAUCAAGCAAUGGAAGGAUGACUUUUUCCAUGCGGUCUCACUCAAGUCACUGGGCCUGUGUGUUCAGCUGGGUCAUAGACCAGGUGAAGAGUGUAAUAAUCGCAGAGCAGCAUAUGAUGAUGAUUUCGUGGUCAUCGACAUACACGGGAUACAUGAGAUCAAGCUCGACUAUUGUGGGUGUGGACACGCACCAUCUCGCUAUAAACAGCUCCUUCACUUACGAUGGUUCCCUGCUACAACAAUUGAUCCUAGAACAGCGGCAACUUUUGCUGUCCUUGAAUUUUUCCACCUUCUUUCAUUUGAGUCAAAAGUCUCUGCAUACGAAUUCUACCAUUCUCUCACACGGAGAACUGACAAUGUUGGGACUGAGCCAAUUCAUGAUCGUUAUUCUGUAUUCCUCCGCAUAAUAUCAGAGUGGCGACACUUGAAAGUGCUGAAACGAUCAGGGCGGGGGCACGAUCCUGCAGGUAUUGAGGCCACACAAGAAGGGGAGCUAGCUGUAUUGUGUCCUGCUUGCCCACAGCCUGGCAAGAAUCUUCCGGAGGAUUGGCAGAGUGCACCACCAUCAGAACGGUGGCUGUAUGCUCUUUUUCUGGCGAUUGAUGCGAAUUUCCGCCUGAAGCGGCGUCUGGUGUCAACCGACAGCAAAGAUCCAGGUUUGAGCCGUGGGUGGGGUUACUUUGUCAAAGAAGGUAAAUAUAAGGCACACAUAAAUAUGAGCAACGAGGUCGUACAAGAGAAAAGCACAUGUGUUAGCCACAAUGCUGUGAACAUGGCGGAUACAAAGACUUCGAAGGGGCUUGCUGCAACAGGAGUCGGUACAGUGGAUUGUGCUCGCCAUGACAUGAAGCUUCCAAAUGGUGUUGGAGAUCUGCAAAAAGGAGAGAAGUAUCUCAACAUGGACUACCUUGUAUUUUCCACACUUGUUGCAUUUUCACAACUUAUCAUCUUCAACUUCUCCUAUGACAUCGCUUGCCAGUGGCAUAAGAAACUCUGGAAUCGCAUGCCCAGCCUUCCUCAUGCGCUUCACCUUGAUCACUCAAAUAAGGUGAUAAAUUAUUUCGUCCCAAAGUUCCACUUGGACGCUCACAUCAAAGCAUGCCAAACUCGAUUUUCCUUCAAUUGGACCCCUUGGGUCGGCCGAAUGGACGGAGAAGCACCAGAGCGUGGAUGGGCAAACAUCAACCAUGUCGCUGCAAGCAUGAAGGAGAUGGGUCCAGGAGCUUGUCAGGACACCCUCGACGACCAUUUUGGUGACUGGAAUUGGAAGAAGAUAUCAGGUUUUGGGCGAACAUUGCUGCGCAAGAUUAAGGAAGCUGUCGAGGCGGAGAAAGAUCAUCGUGCUGCACUUCAAGAACUCGAGGGGUCAAUUGAGUCCUCAGAGGUGGGCACUGCAUCCAUCACUGAGUGGCGGAAUGAGGUUGAGGCAUGGGAGGCUGAUCGCACAAAGCCGAAUCCAUUUGAUAGUAGAGUUACUGGUGCGUCUAGUCAAUCUGUAUCGUUAUUUGUCUCACAGCCUCACUUGUCAGAAAUGGCACAGCCUGCAGUUCGCCUUGCCCUUGCGCAACAGGAUGCCAGGGAGCUCGAGGACAGUACCGUCAUAUCACUCCAUGCUGAAGUAACACCCAGUGUGCUCAUCAGCACUGCCAUGGAUCUUGAGCACGCACAACAUCGUCUUCGGGUAGAUGCAGCUGCACUCGGGCUGCAUGCGACUGAUGCACAGAGAGCAAACAUCGUGACCCGCAGGAACACCCUGCAAUGCCGUAUUGAAGCAUGGACAAGUGUUCAAGUCCUAUAUAUGCCCAUUGUUGCCAACCUAUGUGCCACAGCCCUCCUCCAUCAAUCCCAUCCUCAAAACGCUGGCCACGAUGACAGCGGCUUACCGAGUCCAAGGCCUGACUCUGGGAAAGCUGAAGAUUUCUCACUCCUCUUCCCUUCCAACAUCUGCAAUCUCACUGCUCAGAACAUUCGUGGGCAAGGUGCCAACACACGAGCGCGCAAGACUAUUGAUACGGUAGAGGAACAUUUGGCAAUGUCUCACAUGAAGUACUGCCGUGCUCACAAAGUGCUUCAGAGUUUUCAACUGCUCAAAAAGUCUGAUCUUCGGCCUAUGGGGGACUUCGGAGGACAAACCCAGGGCACUGCUAUCAUGUCUUGGAUUUGGUGGACGCAUGGAGUUUCUGCUGAUGACAGCGCUGGUCUUCAGGACUCUCUUCGCGUUGAAUGGUGCAAGGCCAGGGCAUGCCACAACCGGUGGCAUGAAGAAAUCCAGCUGCUUAUGGAGGAAAUGCACCGUGUAUUGGCUUUCCUGAAGUGGCACAUAAAGUGGUGGGAGGAGCGCGCGACACUUCGAACAUUUGUAAGGUCUGAAGAUGCAGAGGGGUUUGUUGCAUAUGCUAAGCGUCAGGGUGCUGUACGCCGUGCAUUGUUGACGAGUUUCGAGAACAGGUGGGCUAGUGUUCCAGCACUCGUGGAAUCUGCCUAUAGGAUCGAGAUCGAGAUCGAAGACCCAUAG
Messenger RNA from Suillus discolor, 3006 nucleotides. RefSeq lists its product as uncharacterized. The transcript has 13 exons. NCBI's taxonomy places the organism in Eukaryota, Fungi, Basidiomycota, Agaricomycetes, Boletales, Suillaceae. The record is from RefSeq and is a predicted model, not a curated record. The coding region runs from base 1 to 3006 and encodes 1001 amino acids.